Setaria italica (foxtail millet) is the source of this 1320-nucleotide messenger RNA. RefSeq names its product methylesterase 17. The transcript has 4 exons. Gene Ontology annotation, molecular function: methyl indole-3-acetate esterase activity; methyl salicylate esterase activity; methyl jasmonate esterase activity. Gene Ontology annotation, biological process: salicylic acid metabolic process; jasmonic acid metabolic process. Lineage: Eukaryota; Viridiplantae; Streptophyta; Magnoliopsida; Poales; Poaceae. Bases 537 to 1295 code for a protein of 252 amino acids. The record is from RefSeq and is a predicted model, not a curated record.
AUUAAGUUAUGUUAUACGCCAAUUUGAGUUGUCAUAUAUCAACAGACUUUUUGUCAGUUGUCCACCACAAAACAUAAUUUUAAAGACAAAUUAGAUAAAUAUAUGUAUACAUUGAAAAGGAAUAAGUGCAUGUCUUUGUCAUCUGUAUACAGUACAAGGUUUUUGUGAUGAAGCAUGAACUACAUUUGAGCCUUCAAUAUGCAACGAGAAACUGGAGUACAGAAAGAUAACAAGGAGGAAAAAAAUUGAUCAGGCCAGAAAGGCCAAACACCAAUAAGUCACACACAACGCAAUGCAAGGAGAAAAACUAGCUGGUCCACACAAUUCAUCCACCAUCAUCUACCAUAUUAGGCUAUUUUGCAUGCCAAAAUCGUAGACACCGCUUAAGACCCCUCUAUUUAGAAUAGAACUCACUGGAUGCCUGCUUGGUUUGACAUUUGGAAUUGGCCAUGCAAAUGCAGUCACCCUGCUGCAUGUCCAUCAUAUAGUUAAUAUCCAUGGUAGAAAACUUAGAUUGAUAGGAAAAGGCCAGACUAAUGGGCAUGGCAAAGGAACAUUUUGUGCUUGUUCACGGUGAAGGUCAUGGAGCCUGGUGCUGGUUCAAGCUGCGGUGGCUCCUUGAGGGCUCCGGCUACCGCGUCACAUGCAUUGACCUUGCUGGAGGUGGCGUUGAUCCUACCGAUCCCAACACAGUCCGGUCGUUCAAGCAAUAUGACAAGCCGCUCAUAGACCUCAUCUCAAUCUUGCCAGAGGGGGAGAAGGUGAUUCUAGUCGGACACGGUGCUGGAGGGCUGAGUGUAAUUCAUGCAUUGCAUGAAUUCGUUGACAGGAUCAGUCAAGCAUUUUUUGUGGCAGCUACAAUGCUACCAUUUGGUUUUCAAACUGAUGAAGAUAAGAAAGAUGGAUUACCAACUUUGCCUGAGAACGAGAUUGAAUUGACAUUUGGUGCAGCAGCAGAUGAUCCUCCAAUAACCGUUGCCUUGAGACCAGAAUUCCAGCGUGAUCGACUAUCCCAGCAAAGCCCUGAAGAGGAAUCAGUCCUUGCUUCAAUGCUGAUGCGACCGUGGCCUGCAACAGCUAUUAGUAGUGCAAGCUUUGAAGGAGAUGAUGAGAGAUUAAAUCGAGUCAAACGGAUUUUCAUAAAGACAGAGCGUGACCAUAUGCUGGACCCUGAACAGCAAGAUUCCAUGAUCAAGAAGUGGCCACCCAGUGAAGUUUUAGUCAUAGAUACAGAUCACAGUCCCUUCUUCUCUGCACCAGAACAACUCUUUAAUUUAAUAGUCAAAUCACUCUGAUGCAAAUAUGCAGAAAGCUACAGAC